Blepharisma stoltei is the source of this 201-nucleotide messenger RNA. NCBI's taxonomy places the organism in Eukaryota, Ciliophora, Heterotrichea, Heterotrichida, Blepharismidae. The record is from the annotation of a GenBank genome assembly.
AUGUCUGAGCCCACUUUGGAUGAUAUUUUGUUCUCAGACAUUGUUAAGAAAUCUACAAAUGUUUGCUUUCUUAGGUGUGUAAACGACCCUUCGCCAAAUUUAACGGGCAAGCAGAAAUCGUGCAUCAAGAAUUGUGUUUUAAGAUUUAUGGAGUGUAGAGAGGCGACUUUACAAUCGCUAAAAGAGCUUUCACAAAGAUAA